This is a messenger RNA of Contarinia nasturtii (swede midge), 451 nucleotides long. RefSeq lists its product as uncharacterized. The record is from RefSeq and is a predicted model, not a curated record. The transcript has 2 exons. Bases 114 to 371 code for a protein of 85 amino acids. Lineage: Eukaryota; Metazoa; Arthropoda; Insecta; Diptera; Cecidomyiidae.
UAACCGAUGUGACAGCCCGACAAAAAAAAAGCAACAGCGCAUUUCGCAAUUUGUUAUUGAUGAUUGUCAAUUGAUUGUUUCAUGAUUUUGGUGUGCAUAAAACAUUCAGAAUUAUGCCUGAGGCUGGUGGCAUUGACAAUAGCAGGAGCAUUGUAGCACAACGGUACAAUUACGGAGAUGAUUGUUCUAGUUGUCGUUUAGUCAGCGGUGUUGGUAUUAUUGGAAUGGGUAUUUAUGUGUUGACCGCAGCGAAAAAACAAAAAACCGUCUUUAGUCGCAAUUUUAUCUACUGCGUGUCAGCUGGUGUUAUUGGUCUAGGUGCUGCAAGAUUACUUGCAUUGCCACCGUUUCAACGUACGACUAGCGAGUAAAAUUUCAAAACACUGUAAUUCCUAUUAAUUAAACUCAUUUUUAAUUGUUAAAAAUAAAAGAAGCAAUAUGACAAAGUAAA